GUGGUAUUGAUUUGGCGCUUCAAGCGUGGCCACACUGAGUUUAUUAACAAAAAAAAAAAAAAAUUAUUAGCAAAAUGGUUAGCAGAAAUAUAGAAAGCACGAGUAAAGUGCCGACUUUCCAUGUCAUCCGGGAGGUGUACGACAGCUCCAAUGCCCACGAACGGUUCGAGGCCGAGCUGGACAAGGCGCUGGAGAAGAAGGUGGACUUUAUCAUAAUCGAGCCGCCGCGUCUGGGCGAUGAAACCGGGCGCUGGAUUUGGGUGGGCAAUUGCCUGCACAAGACAGCUGUGGCCACUGGCGUGGUGUCCCUGGUGGCCAGCCUGCUGUGGCGCGAUCGUCCUGUCAUUGCGGCACCCGCCUGCGCGUUGUCGCUGUUCUGCAGCGGCCUCUACACGGUUUCCUGGAAUUAUGAUCCUUGUUGUCAAUAUCAGGUGGAGAACAAUGAGACCGUGCUGGAGCAGCUGCCUCUGACGGAUGUCUCCUCGCCUGUGAUCCUGGGCUACUCGCCCAACUGCAAAACCAAAUACUUGCAUCGCGGCGUCACCUUCCUUUCGGCAGCCCUAUGCGCCUGGCAAAUCUGGCGGUCAUACAAGUAGGAGGCCUGGCAGUCCAAUAUCCAAGCAAUUCAUGCAAUCCAAAACCCGAGAAUGGCAGCUGCAGCCGAAGAGGAAGCGAAAGCGGAAGCGUCAUACGUAAUAAGUUUAGAUUAUAGGCACUAAGCGAAUGCAUUUCUAUAAGAAUUUCGAUUUUCAAACGAUUUUCGAACGAUUUUAGCUUACUUCUGUCUUGUGAAGUUUUUUAAAUGGUUACGAGUCCCAGCUUCCGUCGUCCCGCGUCCAUGUCAGUGUGUGUCCUGCAUGUUCUCCUAACUUAUUACGGUUCGAUGAUGGCCUGCAUUAGUCCUAAGGUGGAGCAGGGUCUAGUCACUGUUCCCGGAGCUGGCUAGCACUGUAAAUUAAGCAAACGUCAACUUCUGUGUAUAAUAGAAAUCCCAUUUAUGAUUGUUAUUUAGAGUCUAGUUGAAGAUACAAAUAUCAGAAAGCGAAGGGGGAAAGAAAAAUAAACGCAAUGCAAAUGUGUAAA
This is a messenger RNA of Drosophila kikkawai, 1083 nucleotides long. RefSeq names its product Transmembrane protein Pmi (gene Pmi). NCBI's taxonomy places the organism in Eukaryota, Metazoa, Arthropoda, Insecta, Diptera, Drosophilidae. Gene Ontology annotation, cellular component: mitochondrial inner membrane. The record is from RefSeq and is a predicted model, not a curated record. Gene Ontology annotation, biological process: inner mitochondrial membrane organization.